Messenger RNA from Melitaea cinxia (Glanville fritillary), 2577 nucleotides. Its product is annotated as sphingomyelin phosphodiesterase. Gene Ontology annotation, cellular component: lysosome. The coding region runs from base 195 to 2468 and encodes 757 amino acids. The record is from RefSeq and is a predicted model, not a curated record. The transcript is spliced from 12 exons. NCBI's taxonomy places the organism in Eukaryota, Metazoa, Arthropoda, Insecta, Lepidoptera, Nymphalidae. Gene Ontology annotation, molecular function: acid sphingomyelin phosphodiesterase activity. Gene Ontology annotation, biological process: sphingomyelin catabolic process; ceramide biosynthetic process.
AUGCGACUGGUGCGGUAUCUACAACACGUAACCGAAGGCAGACACAACUCUCACUGCGCGCGCCGCGUGCGGUUGUGAACGUUCUCCUACACUUCGUCAGUUUGUCGCUUGUAAACUCAGUGUUCUGGUACACAGCCAUCUGUAAGCGCGUAACUUUGUUAACCGCGCAAAUUUCUCUCGAAAUUAGUAUGUGAAUGCGAUUUUUUUUUAUUUGUUCUGCACGAAAACCAGUGAAAUGUUAUUGGCAUAAUCAGCAAGUUCACUACGUCCCUGCGAUUUCGGACAGCCUUAAUGAGGAGUUAAUUGUUUAUAAAUUGUUAAGAUUAUCUUUUUCACAGUUUUUCGUUAUGAUCAUAAGAAUACCAUGGCGUUUACCUUUAGUAAUCGCCAUUUCAAUUGCUAUGACAUCAGGUAAUCCCUUAUUCUUGCAAAGACAAUCAAGAAGAAAUAUUAAGCCUGUCAUAAAAUGGAGACCGCCAAUGGAUACUUGGAAUUGGACUGAAACACCUCGUAAUGAUGAACUAUUCUUCACGCCAUUAAACUUCACUCACAAGCUACCCCCAUCUGCCAACGAAACUGAACUAAUAGCCCAUAUGGCAGCUUUAAAACGCAAUUACUCCCGACUCCUAUGGGAUAGUGACAAAAGUUCAAAUUUACCCCUCUUCGUAGAUAAAGCUUUAAAAUUGUUAAAUUUAAAACAAGUAUACUAUGAAGUCGAACAUUCCGUUAUGUCUAAAGUAUCUUGUACGGCAUGCAAAGCGGGCGCUGGCUUAUUACAACAUUACAUGCGACUCGGAAAGAGCAAAGAAGAAAUAAAUAAAAUGAUAUAUCAGUUUUGCGUGUCAUUAAAUAUCCAAUCUGCAAGAGUUUGUGAAGGAAUCACAAGACUUUUUGGGAGUGAAGUAGUUUACGUUCUCAAAAGAAUUACCAUCGGUCCUGACGAAAUAUGUAGUUUUGUUAUUGGAGAUGCUUGUGGCGACGUCUAUAAUCCUUACCAUGAAUGGGAAGUGGCCUUUCCUCCAGUACCGAAGCCAGCCGUACGUGCUCUGGAUGCACCUAUUGAAAAGGCUCCAUCGUUUAAAGUUCUGCAAAUAUCUGAUACUCAUUUUGAUCCUUACUAUGCAGAAGGGGCAAACGCUGAAUGCAACGAGCCUCUUUGUUGUCGUGCGUCUAGUGGUCCUGCGUUGACUCCAGGAGGUGGUGCCGGACGAUGGGGAGACUACCGCAAGUGUGAUACGCCUAAACGGACCAUAGAUCAUAUGUUGAAACACAUCGCUGACACACAUACUGACAUAGACUACAUUCUAUGGACCGGAGAUUUGCCACCUCACGAUGUCUGGAACCAAACAAAGGAAGAAAAUCUUAAGGUUCUUCAAGAAACUGUGGCUCAAAUGUCCGAUAUGUUCCCGGGUGUACCGAUUUUUCCUGCUCUCGGUAACCACGAAUCUUCGCCAGUAAAUAGUUUCCCGCCGCCAUACAUCUCAUCACCGGACUCAAAUAUAGCGUGGCUGUACAAUGAGUUGGAUGCACAGUGGCGCCGCUGGCUGCCCGCCGGCGUGUCGCACACCGUGCGUCGCGGUGCCUUCUACUCCGUGCUCGUGCGGCCUGGUUUCCGCAUCAUAUCUCUUAAUAUGAACUAUUGCAAUAACAAAAACUGGUGGCUAUUACUAAAUAGUACAGAUCCAGCAACAGAAUUGCAGUGGUUUAUUUAUGAGCUUCAAUCGGCUGAAUUUAAUGGCGAAAAAGUUCACAUAAUUGGUCAUAUUCCACCUGGACAUUCCGAUUGUCUUAAAGUGUGGAGUAGGAAUUAUUAUGCGAUCAUCAAUCGGUAUGAGUCAACUAUAACCGCUCAGUUCUUCGGUCACACGCAUUUCGACGAAUUUGAAGUGUUUUAUGACCCAAAUGAUCUAGGUAGAGCAACAAGUAUAGCAUACGUGGGGCCCUCCGUGUCACCUUACUAUGAUUUAAAUUUAGGAUAUAGAAUAUACUAUGUCGAUGGAGACCACGAUGCUACUACUCGAUUAGUAGUUGACCACGAAACAUGGAUAAUGAACUUGAAAGAAGCAAACCUAUUCGGGUAUCCUAUUUGGUAUAAAUUGUAUUCGGCGCGGUCUGCUUACAUGAUGCCAUCUCUUCGUCCACAGGACUGGGACAAGUUUAUAGAUGAUAUGACUUCUAAAGAAGACGUCUUUAAUUUAUAUCACAAACACUACUGGAAGAACAGUCCGCGGCGCGGCAGCUGCGACGGCGAGUGUCGCAAGCGGCUGAUAUGCGACGCGCGCUCGGGCCGCUCGCACGACCGGCGCGCGCUGUGCGGCCACAUCGAGGCGCGCAUCGACGGCGCCUCGCCCACGCCGCAGACCUGGCGCGCGUGGCUCUACAAUGGCCUGUCCGUCUCGGUGUCAAUGUUGAUGCAAAUACCGCAAGUUGCUUAUCAAAUACCAAAGUUUGUUAUGGGUCUCGGCUGAAAAUGGAGAACAAGUAAGACAAAAUGGUCUCUUCACCACCGGAUUAAUCUACUAGAACAAAGUUCUUUGAGUAUUUAUUUUAACAACAAAAUAAAAGCCUUUUUAUUUA